Vicia villosa (hairy vetch) is the source of this 1257-nucleotide messenger RNA. RefSeq names its product LOB domain-containing protein 18-like. Gene Ontology annotation, biological process: positive regulation of DNA-templated transcription; hormone-mediated signaling pathway. The record is from RefSeq and is a predicted model, not a curated record. Bases 306 to 980 code for a protein of 224 amino acids. Gene Ontology annotation, cellular component: nucleus. Lineage: Eukaryota; Viridiplantae; Streptophyta; Magnoliopsida; Fabales; Fabaceae. The transcript is spliced from 2 exons.
AUUCUUUCCUCUUAACUAUGUUUGGAGACAACAUCAUCAGUUAUGUUAAAAAUAUUCACGAGAACAACAAGGACAAAAGAGGAAAAAACUUAAUCAUUUAAGCCAACUUAUAUAUAAUACUUAUCUUAUGUAUUUCUUCACGCAAGAACCUAAGAUUUGGAGGUUAAGCAUUUUCUCUUAUAUAUAUAGCCCUACCAAAUAUUCCUACAAACAUACUCUAUCAUUCCUUUCUUUCAUCAAACCCUAGCUUUUUUGUGACCUAAUUAUUACAUCCAAAAAAAGUACUAUAAACCCUAGCUUUAGAGAUGAGUCUAACCUCUACCGGCAGCGGCGGUGGUGGCGGAAGCCCUUGUGGAGCAUGCAAGUUUUUGAGGAGGAAGUGUGUGCAAGAUUGUGUUUUUGCUCCGUAUUUCGAUUCGGAGCAUGGUGCAUCACACUUUGCAGCUGUGCACAAAGUGUUUGGGGCUAGCAAUGUAUCAAAACUCCUCCUUGGUAUUCCAGUUAAUAGGAGGUUUGAUGCUACAAUCUCUCUUUGCUAUGAAGCUCAAUCAAGGUUGAGAGAUCCUGUCUAUGGAUGUGUUGGUCACAUCUUUGCCCUCCAGCAACAGGUGAUGACUUUACAAGCUGAGCUCUCCUACUUACAAAGCCAGCUUAACUCAACAGAACCACCACAGGCGCCUGCAGCACCACCAAUGGUCUUCUCCGUUGCCGACCUACCACCAUCCACCGCCACAACCAUGCCGGCCACCUAUGACAUGUCUACACUUUUUGAUCCAAUGGGCCAGCCUGCAUUGUCCAUGCAACAAGAGAGGCUCAAUAUUGACCCGCGUCAAUAUGGAGCUGCUCAUGGCCCAAUAUCAACCACUGGUUCUGGGCUUCAAUUAGUGGCAUGUGACCUUUCUCAUAGACAAGUUGGUUCUUCAUCAGGAUCAUCCUCCAAAGUUUCAUCAUCUCCUUCCUUUUCCAAAUUUUAUAAAUGAUCAAUCAUGUUUUAAAUUUCAUUCAUUUAUCUUUUUUGUGGUCCUUUCAUCGAACAAGGGAUAUAUUUUUGCAAGGGAUUUUAAAUUAGGGAUAUAUUUUUGCAAGGGAUUUUAAAUUUUCAAAUUUUUUUUAAUUAUUAUGGUAGAAAUUAAUUCAUGUAGCUGAUCUCAUUUAGUGGGAUAAGAUUUAUUUGUUGUUUUAAACAUUUAUCUCAUUUAAUGGGAUAAGAUUUGGUUGUUGUAGUAAUCUGCUGAAAAUUAUUAUGAGUUAGUCAUG